AUGACAACAGCGCACCGGCCGACCUUCGACCCUGCACGUGGCAAAGAAGCUCAGAGGGGUACUGCGUACCAUCAACGACUUCUUCCAGCACAUACCUUCCUCAAAGUUCGGCAACCGGGCCAAGGUGGAGCAGCAGAUCCUCAAGAUCGCGAUCUAAGAGCAGAACUACUCGCGGCAGAAGCAGCCCACUUCGCAAAGACCAAGGGCACAACAGCCGAAGCUGCAAGUAGUCCCCCGCAGACCCUGAAACGCGAACUCGAGGGCCCCCCCAGCGAUGACGAGAAAGAAGAUCCCGAAGCGAAACGAAGAAGGAUUCUAGAAGAGACGCGGGAAAUUGACGCAGACUCUGGUGGCAGCGACAGCGAAAGUAGCGACGAGGAAAGCGACGAGGAAGACGAAACAGCCGAGUUGAUGCGUGAACUGGAGAAGAUCAAACGAGAACGAGCAGAGCAAAAAGCCAGGGAAGAGGCUGAACAGGCCAAAGAAGCCCAAGAUCGGCGCGAAGAAGACAUUGCACUCGGCAACCCAUUACUCAAUCCCAAAGCAUUCAAUGUCAAGAGGCGGUGGGACGACGACGUGAUUUUCAAAAACCAGGCCAGAGGUACAGAGCAGAAGGGCAACAAGGAAUUUGUCAAUGACUUGCUACGAUCGGAUUUUCACAAAAAGUUCAUGGUAUGUCACCCUCGCCAACAAUCCUGA
Capronia epimyces CBS 606.96 is the source of this 699-nucleotide messenger RNA. RefSeq lists its product as uncharacterized. Bases 1 to 699 code for a protein of 232 amino acids. NCBI's taxonomy places the organism in Eukaryota, Fungi, Ascomycota, Eurotiomycetes, Chaetothyriales, Herpotrichiellaceae. The transcript is spliced from 4 exons. Gene Ontology annotation, biological process: mRNA cis splicing, via spliceosome. The record is from RefSeq and is a predicted model, not a curated record. Gene Ontology annotation, molecular function: RNA binding. Gene Ontology annotation, cellular component: catalytic step 2 spliceosome.